Messenger RNA from Oryzias melastigma (Indian medaka), 1225 nucleotides. It is a transcript of the gene cfap298, whose product is annotated as cilia and flagella associated protein 298. The transcript is spliced from 8 exons. Gene Ontology annotation, biological process: regulation of cilium movement. The record is from RefSeq and is a predicted model, not a curated record. Bases 176 to 1048 code for a protein of 290 amino acids. Lineage: Eukaryota; Metazoa; Chordata; Actinopteri; Beloniformes; Adrianichthyidae.
CUACGAAGCCACUCUUGUGCUGAGAGGAUCUCCCCAACAGAAGAAGAAGAAUUUGUACAGCGGACAGCUUGUAAAAUAAUGUUUACACCGAUUUAAGUUGUCAGUGUAGCUCUAUUCUGAUUGGUGGAGAAAUAUUUAUUAGUUUCUUUCUUUUUCUAGGGGUUCGUUUGUGGAGAUGGUGCAGCUGCACGUGAAACGCGGGGAAGAAAGCCAGUUUCUUUUCAGUACCACCGUGGACGCGCCUCUGGAGACCCUCAUCCAGCAAGUUUCAGCCAUUUACAAUGGAAGACUGAAGGUGGAGAGACUAUGUUCAGAGAUCUCAGAGCUUGCAGAUCAUGGCAUCCUGCUGCCACCCAACAUGCAGGAACUGACAGCUGAGCAGAUUGAGGAGCUGAACCUGAAGGAUGAAUGGGAGGACAGGUGCAUGCCCAGUGGAGGGGCAGUGUUCAAAAAGGAUGAGAUUGGGAGACGGAAUGGACAUGCGCCUAAUGAUAAAAUGAAGGCGGUGUUAAUGAAGACGGUGGAGGAAGCUAAAGCGCUCAUCUCAAAUAAGCAAGUUCAAGCUAAUGUAUGCGUCACCAUGGAGAUGGUAAAGGACGCGCUGGAUCAGCUGAGGGGUGCCGUCUCUAUUGUGUACCCCAUGGGCUUACCUCCUCAUGACCCCAUAAGGAUGGAGUUUGAAGACCUAGAAGAUCUGUCGGGAACUCAGGCGUCUCAGCAGGUAAUCUCAGAGGACGAAUGCCAGCUGUGGUGGGCUGCCAAAGAGUUACAACGAGGGAAAAAACUGCAGGAUUACGUCGGCAAAAAUGAAAAGACAAAGCUUGUGGUCAAAGUCCAGAAGAAAGGACUCGGACCACCAGCUCGAGAGCCUUUAGUCACGAACGAGCAGCAGAAAGAGAUGAUGAUGCAUUACUACAGACGGCAGGAAGAGCUUAAGAAACUAGAAGAAGCGAAUGACGACAGGUACCUGGACUCAGAGUGGGCAGACAGACGAGCGCUCAAGCGGCAGUUUCAAGGCCUCACUAAUAUCAAAUGGGGGCCGAGAUGACCCCCACAGCUACAGUAAAAUUAUCCAAGCUGCUUUGGAUGAGGCUGGGAAUUCUGCCUUAUCGGAGAAAUCUGUUUCAUUUUGUGAUUUCAUUCUCGUUAUAUAUUCCAUCUGUUUUGAUGUUAAACUGUGCAAUGAAAUUUAUGUGAAAUAAAUAAAAGAUUAGUUUAAAACUUU